CUUGGUCGCUUUGUAUCACAUUUGACAAUGCCGAAAAACAUUCUAAUCACCGGUGGUGCUGGGUACAUUGGCAGCCACACUGUUCUUCAGCUAUUGUUAUGUGGAUUUAAGGCCACCAUUAUUGAUAAUCUCGAUAACUCUUCUGAGAUCGCCGUUACAAGAGUUAAAGAACUCGCUGGUCAAUUUGGAAGUAAUCUCAUCUUUUACAAGAUUGACCUACGGAACAAACCAGCACUGGAGAAAAUUUUUGCUUCAACAAAUUUUGAUGCUGUUAUUCACUUUGCUGGAUUGAAAGCUGUUGGUGAGAGUGUUCGGAAGCCAUUGCUUUACUAUAAUAAUAACAUUAUUGGCACCAUUAAUCUCAUAGAAGUCAUGGGUGCACAUGGGUGCAAAAAGCUUGUCUUCUCAUCAUCUGCUACUGUGUAUGGAUGGCCGAAGGAGGUUCCAUGUACAGAAGAUUUUCCCAUAGCAGCAACCAAUCCAUAUGGCCGAACCAAGCUUUUCAUUGAAGAAAUAUGCUGUGAUGUCUAUCGUGCAGACUCUGAAUGGAAAAUCAUAUUACUUAGAUACUUCAAUCCAAUUGGAGCUCAUCCAAGUGGUCAUAUAGGUGAAGAUCCCAAUGGAAUUCCAAAUAAUCUUAUGCCUUUCGUCCAGCAAGUUGCUGUGGGCAGAAGACCUGCAUUGACUGUAUUUGGAAAGGACUAUAAAACGAAGGAUGGUACUGGGGUACGUGAUUAUAUUCAUGUUGUUGACUUGUCAGAUGGACAUAUUGCUGCCUUGCGAAAGCUAUUUGACUCUAAUAUAGGUUGUGAAGUCUAUAAUUUAGGAACUGGAAAGGGAACAUCUGUGUUGGAGAUGGUUGCUGCAUUUGAGAAGGCUUCUGGAAAGAAAAUCCCACUGGUUAUGGCUGAGCGACGACCUGGUGAUACUGAGACAGUUUAUGCAUCUACGAAGAAGGCAGAGCUUGAGCUAAACUGGAAAGCAAAGUAUGGGAUUGAUGAGAUGUGUCGGGAUCAAUGGAACUGGGCCAACAAGAACCCCUAUGGUUAUGGAGGUCCAGACUCUGCAAUUUGAUCAGAAUUGGUUGUGCACCUCUACAUUUAACUCAUCGGUACAUAAAUGGCAGCUUAACAAUGUUCUGACAUUGUAGCAACCCUACCCCGUAGUCUGACCUCUGCAUCCUGUAGUUCUUUUCCUCCCUUCUACCCCCCCCCCACUUUCCUGUACCUGUACCUGUGGUUUGAGUAGCAGGCAUUUAUGAUACCAGCUUCAUCUAUAUCCUGAUGUUGGAAUAAUGUGGUGAUGAGAUUCACUCCAUUUUUUGCUACUGUAAAGUU
This is a messenger RNA of Telopea speciosissima, 1337 nucleotides long. Its product is annotated as UDP-glucose 4-epimerase GEPI48-like. Gene Ontology annotation, cellular component: cytosol. Gene Ontology annotation, biological process: rRNA processing; galactose metabolic process. The record is from RefSeq and is a predicted model, not a curated record. The transcript has 9 exons. Gene Ontology annotation, molecular function: UDP-glucose 4-epimerase activity; RNA binding. Bases 28 to 1074 code for a protein of 348 amino acids. NCBI's taxonomy places the organism in Eukaryota, Viridiplantae, Streptophyta, Magnoliopsida, Proteales, Proteaceae.